CAUUUAUUAAAUAUUGAAAUAUUAUGUUAUAUAAAAAUAUAUCAUUAUUUACAUUUUCGGAUAGAAAAACACUUAAGAGUUCUUUUUAACAAAGUAAAAUAAUAAAUCUCUCUCUCUAUUUAAAUAAAUGUUUAUUCUUCAAUUUAAUUUAAUUAAUUCAUUUAAUGUUUAUUACAGAGGCUUUGGAAACAUAUAAAGCACCGUUAUGAAAGCUCAACUACGGAAACUCGAUACGUACACAAGGAUACAAAGUUUUCUAUUGAUAACAGGGAAGCCCGUUGAAGGCAUUUAUUUACAACGCAUAUACUUAUAUGUAUAUGAUAUGAUGGAGAUAGUAAUAUUAAUAACAUGUUACGUGAUACGAUUAUUAAUUAAGCAAAGGAAGUUUAUAUCCGUCUGACUUAAAACAUCUGCGAUGUUUUCAUUUCUAAAAAUGGAAUUAAUAUUACUGCUUUUCCAAACACCAAACGCAUUGAUUCAUUGUAUUAAUUAUAUUAAUGGUUAUUUAUAUAUGAUAUAUCUAUCAUAUUACAUGUGUUCUAUGUAAUUACAUAUUGACAUAAAUUUUCAAAUGUAAAUUACAGAAUGUUAUGUUAUAGAAUAGUAAACAAUAAUAACAUAAAUAAAUAAAUAAAAGUAUAUUUCUUCUGGGAGUCUAUCUGGCUUCUAAAGAAUUAAAAGAAAGAGAAAGAGAGAGUAAAAGAAGCGAGAAAAUUGUUUAAUAAUUAAAAUAUUUCUAUAUAUCUGUCCAUCAUAAAUUGUAAUACAAUUGUUUAUGUACAUUUGUAUAUGUAUACAGUCUUGUAUAUAUUAGAAAAUAUUUUUAACAAAUAUUUAAAAAUAUUUCUAAUAUGAAUGAUUUAAUUAAAUCACAUCAGCAGAAAAUAUUCCUACAUGCUUCGCGAAUCGCGAUGUUCUCGCUAUUUAUAUAGUUAUCGGUUUUGUGAUUGCUUUUAUAAUUUUCGAACUACGUUAUCCGAAACGAUUUAAUUAAAUCACAUCAGCAGAAAAUAUUCCUACGUGCUUCGCGAAUCGCGAUGCGCUCGCUAUUUAUAUAGUUAUCGGUUCUGUGAUUGCUUUGAUGAUUUUCGAACUACGUUACCCGAAACGAUAAUAUAUAUCCGGUGAUGAAAAAACUGGCAUCCGGUAAGAUAUGUACAACACUGUGGCCAAUUGAUACCCUCCCUACAAGAUAGACGCAAAAGUAAAUAUAAGUUUAUUUAACGGAUAUUAAACGAAGUAUAUAAACGCACAAGCAUCCAGUCCAUAGCAACAGUUCUCUUGUGCUUCUUGCAGCAAAUGCAUCACAGAAAUAAACAGUCAUAAAAUUGUUUGACAAUUACAAAUCUAAAAAGGACAACAAUGUUUAAAAAACAUAUAACAUUAAUUGCCAUAUUCAUGUCAUUGAAUGGCAUUCUGGCAACACUAGAACUUCUUGAAGACUUGGAUAUGUUAAGAUUUGUGUCAGUUGAUUCUGACACAUAUGAAAAAGAAUUUGAAAUUAAAAUUAUUAAACAUGAAAAUAACAGUUGCGCAAAUGUGAAUACCGUCACUUUGGAUAAUAUGGAUUUGAAAGUUCUAAAGAAUGACAUUGUACAGAGCGAUACAAUCCAAAAAAUAUCCUUGAAAAACAAUCAUUUCCAAAAUAUACCGAACAAUAUCUUGGAUUAUGUACCACACUUGAUAUGUUUUGAUCUACAUCGGAAUUGGAUCAAUCUUUAUGAUGGCAAUAAACUCUCUAUUCAUCAUAAUUACCUACGAGCAUUAAACUUAAGUAAUCAAAACGUAUUUUCUCAUCAAUUGAUUCUCUGGGAAAUAGAAAAUAGAGUGAGAAUAGAAGGUAAUACGUACAAAUACAUGGUUUUCAACAGCAGCCGCAUGAGGUUGCCAUAUUUAGAACAUUUGGAUAUUAGCGGAUAUGAUGUAUCAGCUUUAUCAUGGGAUUUUAAUAUAUCCUUUCCACGUCUCACACACUUAUAUUUAACUAAUAUCAACGCAGAGAGAGUGGAACCACACUUUUUCAAGAAAAUUCCGCCUUCUUUACAAGUACUUCAUUUAGAGAAUAACCGAUUUCGUAAUUUGUCAUUAAACAACUUAAUGGAUAUUACCGCCAUAUAUCUUGAUGGAAACAAACACUUAAAGAACAUCGAAAUUUCAUCGUCUAAAUUACGAACUUUAUCUUUCUCGAAUUGUUCAUUUACAGAGUUAGGAUACAUCGAUCUUAAAACACCGUAUCUCGAAAAACUUGAUAUGUCGAAUAAUAGUUUAGAAUCAACAUCAUAUUUCCGCUUCCAAAAUUACCAGACAUUACAAAUACUUUUAUUAAAUAAUAAUAAAUUUUCGGAAAUUCCAUUACUGAAUCUACAAAGACUAACUGAAUUAUCUUUAAGUUAUAAUAUGAUUAAAUAUAUUUUACCAGAGAGGUUUUUGUACUUGAUAUCCUUACAGAAAUUAUCAUUAAAAGGAAAUAUUAUUGAAAAUAUUGAAAGUAAUGCAUUCUCAGGUUUGACAAAAUUAAAAUAUUUAGAUCUCUCCGCGAACCAAUUAAGAACUUUAUCGUCCGAUUUUCUGUUGCCAGUAAUAAGUUUACAGUAUUUGAAUUUGAACUCCAAUCAGUUUAAACAUUUUUCAGAUAUAGGUUUUGUAUAUUCAAAUAAAUCAUACGAUUAUUUAAAACAUUUGUUUGUAAAAAAUAAUAUAUUUUCAAGUAUUUCCACGAUAGAUUUAGCAUAUUUGCCAUCGCACGUAUCUGUAUACAUAGCUUAAGAUAUUCUAUUAACUCGACAUGUAUGUGCGUGCGUGCGUGCGUAUGCAAUAUUUAUUGUAUCACUAGACUAUAUUUUUAUACUAUCCUCAAUAUGCAUUAAGAAUGAUUUAUAAUAUACACAAAUGCUCUAUUAACAUGUUUUUAUAGUUAUGUAAUGUUUUUGUAGUUACGUGAUGAUUAGUUUUAUAAACUUAUUUAAGACUAUUACAUGAUCUGUAUUCUGUUACAUCAUUUUUAUAACCAGAAAUAAAAAUUAUCUUUGCGUAUUUAA
Molecule: messenger RNA, 3038 nt
Organism: Ooceraea biroi (clonal raider ant)
Lineage: Eukaryota; Metazoa; Arthropoda; Insecta; Hymenoptera; Formicidae
Product: protein artichoke
Cellular component (GO): extracellular matrix
Molecular function (GO): protein binding
Source: RefSeq, a predicted model, not a curated record